Molecule: messenger RNA, 5191 nt
Organism: Pollicipes pollicipes
Lineage: Eukaryota; Metazoa; Arthropoda; Thecostraca; Pollicipedomorpha; Pollicipedidae
Product: DIS3-like exonuclease 1
Exons: 21
Coding region: 438-3530 (1030 amino acids)
Biological process (GO): mRNA catabolic process; rRNA catabolic process
Cellular component (GO): cytoplasmic exosome (RNase complex)
Molecular function (GO): 3'-5'-RNA exonuclease activity; RNA binding
Source: RefSeq, a predicted model, not a curated record
AGUAGGAGUGGACACGUCCGUCACCGGUCUGUAUAUCCGCUUUUCUAUGUCAAUUCACCAUUGAAAUACCAGUAAUGGUGAUUGCACCCUUCCGUGAUAAUUAACGUGGAAAGUAGAUGUAACGGAACACGCACCAGCUCCUUGACCGGCUGCAAAAGUUCUGGAAUUGUGAGCGGCGCUGUGCCCAGCACAUCUGGUACCUGCUAGGGCGAAGUGAGCAGCUACUAUGGAAAGGGUGCAUCUUCUAUUUUGACUUUGUGGUGCCCCAUUUAAGGGGGGCAGUAGCAGCACUCAGGCCAGUGGUGGUCAUCUGGCACGAGGCGAUGGAGGGAAAAGACGCACCAGAUGUUGCACCGAUCUUUGUCCAGCCCCUCGAGGCUGUGCGAGAUGCUGAAUAGAUCAUCAGCUGGCUGGACAACUGCUCUGUGCAGAAAAGGAUGCUGCGCACCAGCCGGCGCAUCAACAUCCGCAGCGGCGGCCGGGUGUGGCAGGUGGUGCGCGAGCAGUACCUGCGCGACGACAUCGCCUGUCAGAGUCCGCUCUGCUUCGAGGGCUGCGCGGCCGGCGCCGGCCCGACCCUGCCCCGCCACGCCACCUGCUACCUGGUGCCCACCGACCAGGUGGUGCGCCACUUCCUGGACGUGCUCCAGCUGCCUGAGAUCACCGGCAUCGUGUUCACGCAGACGGCGCUCGGUCAGGUGUCUGGACCCGCCGGGAAGCAGGUGCAGCGGCGAGUAAGAAAUAUCAUCAAAACAGCGGAGAAGGAAAGCGUCUUCUUCGCCAACGAGUUCAGCUCCGGGGCCUGGACCAAACAGAAGUCUGACGAGACAUUUGCAGAAUGGCAGUUACGGCUGCAGUACGACGCGGCCGUGUGGUACUACCGCCACCUGGGCGGCCAGGUGGCGGUGGUGGUGCUGUGCGGGGACGCUGGGUUCGCGCACCGCUUCGGCCACCGGCAGCCGGGCGUGUUUGUGCAGACGACCGACCAGUACCUGGCCGGCUUUUGGCCGAACCUGCGCGCCGCGCGCGACAUCCUCGACAGCGUGCAGGCCAUGCUGGACUCGGCCGGCGCGGAGAGCGAGGGGUGCGGCGGCUCUGCCGGCUCGACCGACUACCUGCCGGCGGCGGCGUUGCAGUCGGGCCUCAGCUCUGGUCACAUGGUGCGCGGCCAUCUGACCGUCAACAAGCACCAGCCGCAGAUGGAGGCGUUCGUCAGGAGCGCCAGCGCCGGCGCGCGGAGGGACGCCAGCCUCUCGGACGUGCUGGUCCAGGGUGCGGCCGACCGCAACCGGGCCGUUCACGGAGACGAGGUGGUGGCCGGCGAGCCGGUGCCGACCGGCCGCGUGGUGGGCGUGCUGCUCCGCGGCUGGGGCGAGUACGUGGCCACCCUGCAGCUGGACGAGGAACAGGAGGGCGGCGGCGGCGGCAGCAGCCGGGCUGGCUGGCACCUGGUGGUGCCGUUUGACCGGCGCGUUCCCAAGAUCCGGAUCCAGACCCGGCAGGCGGACACGCUGAAGACGCAGAGGUUUGUGGUACGCAUCGACUCGUGGCCAGUGAGCUCCCGGUACCCGCAGGGCCACUUCGUGCGGGUGUUGGGGCCGAUCGGCGACCUGGAGACCGAGAUCCAGGUCAUCCUCACGCAGAACGACAUCAGCCCGCGGCCGUUCUCGCAGGCCGUACUGUCGGAGAUGCCGUCGGCGGCCGACUGGAGCCCGUUGCCGGCCGAGGUGGCCCGCCGUCGUGACCUGCGGGACACCCACCUCGUGUUCAGCGUUGACCCGCCCGGCUGCGAGGACGUGGACGACACCAUGUCGGUCAGACGGUUGCCGUCCGGCCGUCUGGAGGUGGGCGUGCACAUCGCCGACGUGACGCAGUUCGUGGCGGCCGGCUCGGCGACCGACCAGGAGGCGCGCCGUCGGGGUACCACCGUCUACCUGGCCGACCGGCGCUUCGACAUGCUGCCGGCCGUGCUGAGCGGCGACCUGUGCUCGCUGCUGGGCGGCCGCGACAGGUACGCCGUGAGCGUCAUCUGGGAGCUGGACCCGGACUCGUUCCAAGUGCACGGAGUCUGGUACGGCCGCUCUCUCAUCCGCUCGCGCUACAAGAUGUUCUACGAGGCGGCGCAGCGGCUGGUGGACGGCACGCCGCCGGUGCGCCUCGUGUCGGACGUGCCUGAGUGGCGUGGCCUGGACGCCGAGACGCUCCAGCAGAGGUACCGGGAGCUGCGGGACGCCCUGGCGACGCUGACCCGGCUGACCCACCACCUGCGCCACGGCCGCCAGCAGGAGGGCGCCCUGGAGCUCGAGUCAUCAGAGGUGCAGUUUGAGUUCGACGAGGGCGGUGCCAACCGCAUCCAGCCCAAGCAGGCGCUGGAGAUCCACGAGACUGUGGCCGAGAUGAUGAUCUUCGCCAACCACUGGGUGGCGCAGAAGAUCGCGCAGACGUUCCCGCAGCGCGCCCUGCUCAGACGUCACGGCGCGGCGCGGCCGGACCAGUGGGAGCCGCUGCAGCGCUGCGCCGCCACCAAGGGCUGGACGGUCCGCGUCGGCUCCAACCGACAGGUGGCCGACUCCCUGGACGCCUGCGUCGACCCGCACGACCCGCUGGUCAACACGCUGCUGCGGCUGCUAGCCACGCGCGCCAUGGUCAACGCCGAGUACUUCUCCACCGGUUCGGCGACGCCCGAGGACUGGGGUCACUACGGCCUGGCGCUGGACCGCUACACGCACUUCACCUCGCCCAUCCGCCGCUACGCCGAUGUCAUCGUGCACCGGCUGCUGCUCGCCGCCGUCGCGGCAGAGGGCAGCAUUGAGCAGCCGGCAGGCGGCGCCACCGAGCAGUUCUCCGACUCCGAGCUACAAGAGGUCGCCGACCACCUCAACGACCGAAACCGGGCGGCGCAGCACUGCCAGAUGGACUCGCAGGUGCUCUUCCAGACCAUGUACUUCGUGCGCCGGCCGGCCGACGACCCGGGCAACUUCGUGGACGCCAUGAUCUUCUCCCUGCGGGAGAACGGCUUUCUCGUGCACAUACCGGCCUACGCUCUGCGAGGCCCCGUAUACCUGCAGCAGAAGGACGGCCAGGUGGCCUGGGUCGGAGAUGAGAAGGUCAGCUGGGAGUCGGAGUCGCGGGUCCAGUGGCUGAACGGUGAUGUCAUCCAGAACGAUAGUGACGUCACUGUGCGGACCGAGCUUGGCGAGCAGGUGUACCGCCUGCUGGACCACGUGACAGUGCACAUCCGCGUGCUCGAGUCGUCGGCGCACGCGCACCAGCUGCGCUUUGACCUCAUCACCAACGAGCCGUACUGGGCGAGCUUCCGCGAGGCGGCGCUGGCGUCGGCCGGCGACCGCAGCGCGCGCCAGCUGGUGCAGGAGGUGACAGCGAGCCAGGCGGCGCGGCCUGCCGAACAGGAGCAGGAGACGCCCGACGAGCUCUGGUCGGCCCGUGGCACCAGCCUGUACGCCGUCCUGCAGCGGCACCGCCAGCGCAGCCGAGACCUGAAGCUCGCCCCAGCUACACACCGGAGCUGACCGCCCGGCGAGUUCUGGCCGGUGCGCGACACCAGCCUGUGCGCCGUGCUGCAGCGGCACUGCCAGCGCAGCCGAGACCUGAAGCUCGCCCCAGCUACACACCGGAGCUGACCGCCCGGCGAGCUCUGGCCGGCGCGCGACACCAGCCUGUGCGCCGUGCUGCAGCGGCACUGCCAGCGCAGCCGAGACCUGAAGCUCGCCCCAGCUACACACCGGAGCUGACCGCCCGCUGACUUGGUCGGCCAGCUGACUGGCAGCCGGACUGCCGCACACCGCGAGCAGGUUGCCGCGCGCGGGGGUCACCAGCCUGCUGGCUCGGGGUGACGGACCGGUGGCGUAGAGCGACAGCCGGUGGACAGGGACCAGCGACCUCCAGAACGGACGAGUGGUCUGGGGACCUGCGGCCAGCGGGCUGGAAUCGUCGCCGACGUACUGAACUGAACCCGGCGGAUGGCUGUGACGAAUCGCCGUGGAGAGUGCUGCGGUCUCCCAAAAGCGAUGCGAACAAAAGCGCGCCGCGGCGGCAGCGGGAACGCAAUGCCCGUGUGGGUGCUGGGAGAACGUGGUGGCACCUUAGUCACGAGCUCGUAGACGCGUUUCGUCAAUCCUUUUAUGAUGAUAAUGUUUUUUUUAAAUUUAUUCCGAGUGGUUUGCAUGGGUGGCUUUGGGUUCAGAGUACUUGCUAAGCAUGGCUUGUGGCAUGUGCCCUGAGCUCACCACCCAAGUCUUGCCGUCCAGUACGACGGAUAAUGCUACCUCCUGCCUUUCGCCAGAAAGGAGUGCGGAGGGUUUUACGUGCCGCGCAAUGCUGCGGUACGGCCGCCCCGGGCCAGGGCUGACCCUCGCUGGCCAGUUGCCAGCUGAUCUUUCAGUUUCAGUCGGACUAAACAAUACGCCAGCCCUGGGACUCGUAACCAGUGCCGUCGGAUUCCGCGCCAGCAUCUUUCCCCGAGACUAUGGACACGGCAAGUAACAAAUGCAUUUAUAUCGUGAUCAUGCUGUCCGUGCCACCAGGGGCUGAUAAGGAAGGAGAAAUGCAAAUUGGCGCUUGAAGUACGUUCUCAAGCCUGAAGUUUGCUUUGUUAAAUCUGAAGUUUACGUGGACGGCUCUUUUAUUUAAGCGGAGUGUUGUGUUAAGUCUCCUUCCUUCAAGUUUUAAGUUUGUUCUGAACUUUGCUGAGACGGCCUCUAUAUGAUGAUGGGGUGCUGGGCGGGGUCCCAUCCCUCAUAAUGGGUUAAGUUGCAGUGCUGCCCGAUCACGAAACGGGGAUCUUCAGACCUGCCUCGCGUCCAUGUCGAGGGCCGUGCGUCAACCGUUGGCUUUGAACGCUGAAAUAACUCGGCAUGGGUCAGGGCAAUGAGAUAGUAUCUUCCACUGCUUUCUCAGAGUCGCUGCCAAAGCCGGGCGCCGAUUUCUAGCAAUCUGUAUAUUGUUCCGCUCCGUGACGUCUAACCCUGAACGCAUGACGAAACGAAACGCCACCUCCUGCAGUUACAAAUACGGCCCCGUACUGGCGGGCACUGUCUGCGGCCCCGCGGCACCACUGCCAGUCCUAUCAAUAUCACAGAUCACGAACACGAGACACUUCCGGGGAAGGCGCUCAGAAGAGGGGGGGGGGGGGGGGCUGCGGCGGAGGACGGAGCGGUCAAAACCCGCUCCG